AUGCCUGGAAACAUCAGAUCAGUGUCUUUAGUGUGGAUGGUGUUGGUGUGUCUGUUGUUCUGCAACAGACUGAGCAGCGUGGGUGCAGCACCCAUCUGUACCAAUGGCCAGGCUGGGUGCCAUGUCCUCUCCCUGGCGGACCUGUUUGACCGGGUCAUCCAACACUCAGCCAGGAUGCACAGCAUUUCAAAUGACCUGCACUCCGAGUUUGAGCAGUACUUCCUGCCCAGUAAGAAUCACAUUGGCCGGGUCAGUCGCAACUGUCACACCUCCACCAUCCUCACCCCAAAUGGCAAGGAGAACGCUCAGAGAAUGGCUAGAGAGGAGCUGACGGAGGUGAUUCUGAAGCUCCUGGUGGCGUGGAGGGAUCCUCUAUGGCAUUUCCAUCAGAGCAUGGCUCACCAGCACGACUUCAACAACUUCAGCUCCAAUAAAGCUCUUGAGAUGAGUGACAUGGUGCACGAGCUCCGCAAAGGUGUAGAGAAAGUGGCUGAGAAGAUGCAGAUGUUGGGGAUAAUAAGUAACACUGUCAACAGCCUGGCUUCUCCUGAGGCUUCGUUGCCAUCAGACAGUGCUGAGUGGCGCCUGAUGAAAGACUCUGACCUUCUCUACUGUUUUCGCCGAGACUCCAACAAGGUCCAGAACUACCUGAAGAUCCUCAAGUGUCGCAUUGUUCCAGAGCAUGGAUGCUAAAGGCCACAAAAACAUAGAGACUGCAUUUGACUUCCAGAAAUAUCAACUCACUGGAAUGGAAAUGUUUCAAUUGGAAACUACAAGGAUAAAGUUGUAGGUAUGGGAUGUUUACUGAUACGCACAAAUAUUCGCUAUAGCAUGACUGAAGUUCUGCUGGAACCCCAAAGACUGCCCACUUCCUGCUUCAUGCCUGAUAUUAUUUAGAGCAUGGACAAAUAUGAGUUGAGUAUGGACAGGAUGAGUGUAAUGCAUGUUAUGAUAGACUCCUGUAUGUCAUGUUUCAAUAUAAUAGCAUAUAAAAUAUUUCAAGAAACAUAGAUGCAAUGUUAUUUUUGUCAUUUCAACAGAG
Molecule: messenger RNA, 1042 nt
Organism: Centropristis striata (black sea bass)
Lineage: Eukaryota; Metazoa; Chordata; Actinopteri; Perciformes; Serranidae
Gene: prl2
Product: prolactin 2
Exons: 5
Coding region: 1-693 (230 amino acids)
Biological process (GO): positive regulation of receptor signaling pathway via JAK-STAT; response to nutrient levels
Cellular component (GO): extracellular region
Molecular function (GO): hormone activity
Source: RefSeq, a predicted model, not a curated record